Paramecium tetraurelia is the source of this 2550-nucleotide messenger RNA. RefSeq lists its product as uncharacterized. Gene Ontology annotation, cellular component: membrane. Lineage: Eukaryota; Ciliophora; Oligohymenophorea; Peniculida; Parameciidae. Gene Ontology annotation, molecular function: calcium ion binding. The record is from RefSeq and is a predicted model, not a curated record. The transcript has 4 exons.
AUGAAAAACCUAUAGGGGGAAAUCAAUAAGCUUCAUUCUGAAAUUGAUUCAAAGAAGCGAGAAAUUACGAAAUUGAAAAAUGAUAAUACGUUGAGAUUAGAAAAAAUAAAUUGGAUUCAAGAAAAAGUGAGGAAAAUGUAAAGAGAAAAGAAAGUGCUUGAAUUAAAUGAUUAAACAUUAAGCAUUGGACAUGCUACCACUAAGCAUUCGACUACCACAAAGGAAGUUCAACAAUAAAACGAAGUUUAAAAACCCCCUUAACAAGAAAUACAAUUAGAGAAGAUGCAGAUGCUAGAAUUUUUUAAUUAGUAUUUGGAUCAAACAAAUAAACAAAUGGUGAAAUUUUAAGGAAAUAGGAAUAGAAAAAACGGAGAGAAGGAUGAGUAUAUCAAUCCAUAUCCUACCAUUAAUCUCAAAUAUACAAUUGAAGGUAUAGAAUAAGGUGAAAGUUCAUCAUUUCGUUUGGAUUAAUAAACAACAUUUUAAAAUUUAAAAGAAUUGGCCUUUUAUUAUUGGAAUUUGGCUCCAUAUUUAAGAAAAUUUGAUGAAAAGGAUAGUGAAAUUAUGGAUGACUUAGAGUUGACUGAUGAGAGUCAUGCAAGAAUUGAAUUAAAAGAGAAGGUUAUUGAGUUUUUUACAAAUAGAGGAAUUUCAAAUAUUUCUUAGAUUACUUUGUUGCUAUAAAAGAAAAAGACUGUGAGACCAGCUUUGAAUAGUUUAUAAAUAGAUAGUAUCAGAAUUACUGGUGGAAACAAGGCAGCUAAUUAUUAAGGAACAUUUGCUGUUCAUAAAAAUAGAAUUAAAGCUAUUGAUACAUAUAAUUUAUUUUUUGAAAAGUUUCCGGGUUUAAAAUAUUACAUUAGUGAAUUGUAGAUUUAAAAAGAAUUUUAAGAAUAAUAAAAAGAAUUAGAAAAAGGUAAUUAAGAAAAACAAGAAGAAAAGAAGUUUGAUUUGGAUGAUAUGAAUUGUCUUAUAUUAAGUUCUAUUGUCGUCAUUCUAGUAUUAGCUCUUCUUAGCUAUACAGCUUAUUUAAGUCCUAAGUAUGUAAAUUUAAAUUUCACUUUCAUUAAUAAUUUAAUUGGAAUCACUUCAAAUGGAGAAUAUAACAAAAUAACUUCGAUUCCUGAAUUUUACUAUUAUAUGGAAAAUUUCUUGGGAGCAACAAUGUAUAAUUCUGAUAAGGGAGAUAAUCCAUUUCGAUCUAAUUAUGAGAUGAUAGGAGGAAUCUAACUUAGAAUUUUACGAAGUGAUUUAUAUGAAUGUGAAAAAUAUGUUAAUGAAUUGCAAAGAUUUAGUUGUUUUGAUGUUGUUUAUGACUCAUCUAAAGCAAAUAAAUCCUAAUUCUUAAAUUAUACAUAUCAAACAGCAGAGGAAUUAGGAAUUAUGUAUUUCCCAAAAGGAAACUUAACAACAUAUACUGAUGGUGGUUAUGUGGUGGAAUUCAAUAGGGACAUGACAACGGAAGCCUUUUUAGAGAAGAUAAAUGGUUUAAGAAAAGAAUAGUUUUUGGAUGCAGCCACUGCUGCUAUCUUCCUCCAUUUUGUGAUUUACAACCCUAGUAUCAAUUUAUGGAUUUAAGCAAACUUUUUAUUAGAAAGAAAUGCUUAAAAUAAAUUAACACCUUAUAGAGCAGAAUUAACAGGGUUUAUUCCAAAUGUUUAUUCUGGCUAGGAUGGUGAAAAUUUAUUUUAGAUUGAUAUAACGAAAUUGAUAAUGGCUAGCAUUUUGUUAGCUUUUGUUGCAUAUAGAUUUUAUAAGAUUAAAUUUAAUACAGGUAAAUUAGGACCUGCAUUCUUAUAUAUAACAAUGGAAAUAGGAUUUUUUAAUUGCGGAGUUGGAAUUUUAACUAUUAUUUCUGUUGCAAUGUCAUUGUAAUAAUCACUUUAGGGUAGAGAUCCUUAGGAACUAGUGAAUUCAGAAGAUUUUGUGCAUUUGGAACUAGAGGCAGAUUUAUAUAAAAAGGCCGAAUUGUUUUUAACAAUCAGUAUAAUGUUUUUGUUCCUGAGAUUAUCUUAUAUUUUGAAAUUGAAUGACAGAAUAGCAAUCAUCUUUUUGACUUAUAGUAAGAGUUUCAAAGAAUUGCUACCUUUUUUGGCUAUUGAAUUUCCUUUAUUUUUAGGAUUUGUUAUGGUCUUUUAAAUUAUUUAUGGAAAUGUAUUUCCUUAAUAUUCCUCAUUUACCUUAGCAAUUGCCAGUUAAUUAACUAUGAUAUAAGGGUAAUUAAAUAUCACACAAUUUGUAAACUAUUCUCCGAUAGUUUCAAUGAUUGUGAUUCUUUUUUACUAUUUCUUUAUGUUAUUCUUCAUUAUUUCAUUGUUUUAAGCAAUUUUGAUUGAAUGUUUUAGAAUUGUUAUCAUGAAAAAUGGAUAUCCGUAGGACAAAGACUAAGGAUUGUCAAUUGGAGACUUAUUUAAAUGGAUGUUUUCUUGGACCCAGCUAUUUACUAGUAAAAAGAAUACUACAGAAGAAAAAUAAAAAGCUUAGUAGUAAAUCAAGCCUCAUGCAGACUAAGAAGAAAAGUAGGGAAUAAAUUCUGCAACAGAAAAUUGA